AUGGAUCAAGAAACCCUGAAAAAGCUUAAACCCUCUUUGAACUACUCUCUUUCUUUCCCUCUCACUUCUCUCCCUCUUUCCCCUUCUUCUUCUUCUCCUCUCCUUUCCUCUUCCCUCACUUCACCAUCAACCAAACAAGUCCCUAAAACAAACCUAAAAGCUUACAGAUCUUCUUUCAAGUAUACAAUGGCUUUGAUCGUUUCUCUUCCUAUAGGGACCCCACCACAGACCAAACAGAUGGUUUUAGAUACCGGAAGCCAGUUAUCGUGGGUCCAAUGCAACAAGAAAUCAACGGUCACAAAACCUCAAACCAAUCUUCCUCCACCGUCUUCCUUCGAUCCUUCUCGUUCCUCCACUUUCUCUGUUCUUCCCUGUAACCACCCAAUCUGCAAACCACAAAUUCCCGAUUUUACCCUCCCAACUUCCUGCGACCAAAACCGUCUCUGCCACUACUCUUACUUCUACGCCGACGGAACUUUAGCUGAGGGUAAUCUCGUCCGAGAAAAAAUAGCGUUUUCAAGCUGUCAAACCACUCCUCCUUUAAUCCUUGGUUGUGCUCGGGAAUCUACAGAUGCUUCCACGGAGGGAAUCUUGGGAAUGAAUCUCGGCCGGCUCUCCUUUGCUGCACAAGCCAAGAUUUCCAAGUUCUCUUAUUGCGUUCCGGUUCGACCGAACCGGAUGGUGGCGUCGCCUCCAGUUGGGUCUUUCUAUCUCGGAGAGAAUCCAAGCUCCGGUGGUUUUCGGUAUGUUGACUUGUUGACCUUUGAUCGGAGUCAAAGUCAACGGAUGCCGAAUUUCGAUCCAUUGGCGUAUACGGUAGGGAUGGAAGGGAUACGGAUUGGAAUGAACCGGUUGGAUAUUCCCCGGUCCGUUUUUAGACCGGAUGCUGGUGGUGCUGGUCAGACGAUGAUAGAUUCCGGCACGGAGUUCACGUUCUUGGUGGAAGCUGCGUAUGUUAAGGUGAAGGAAGAGAUCAUGAGGUUGGUGGGGUCCAGAGUGAAGAAGGGAUUCGUUUACGGACAAGCAUUGGAUCUAUGCUUUGAUGGGGAUGCAGCAGAGAUCGGACGGUUGAUAGGGGACGUAGUGUUGGAGUUUGAGAAAGGGGUUGAGACUGUGGUGGGUAAGGAUAGGGUAUUGGCUGAUGUAGGUAGUGGGGUCCACUGCUUGAGCAUCGGACGGUCAGAUUUACUAGGAGUGGAAAGUAAUAUAAUUGGGAAUGUUCAUCAGCAGAACUUAUGGGUAGAGUUUGACCUAACCAAUCGUAGAGUUGGGUUCGGAAUAACAGAUUGUAGCAGAUCGGCAUAAGAUCUUUAAUUCUAAUCGGACGGUGUAUAUUAUAUAUAU
This is a messenger RNA of Telopea speciosissima, 1344 nucleotides long. RefSeq names its product aspartic proteinase PCS1-like. The transcript has 2 exons. Gene Ontology annotation, biological process: proteolysis. The coding region runs from base 1 to 1305 and encodes 434 amino acids. The record is from RefSeq and is a predicted model, not a curated record. Lineage: Eukaryota; Viridiplantae; Streptophyta; Magnoliopsida; Proteales; Proteaceae. Gene Ontology annotation, molecular function: aspartic-type endopeptidase activity.